Molecule: messenger RNA, 405 nt
Organism: Eimeria maxima
Lineage: Eukaryota; Apicomplexa; Conoidasida; Eucoccidiorida; Eimeriidae
Product: CutA1 divalent ion tolerance domain-containing protein, putative
Exons: 5
Coding region: 1-405 (134 amino acids)
Biological process (GO): response to metal ion
Molecular function (GO): copper ion binding
Source: RefSeq, a predicted model, not a curated record
AUGACUAAACCAAUCGCGGAGGCGAAUGAUGCGGAACUUGUCGUUGGACUUUCAACAGCAUCCAAUAAUGAAGAGGCACAAGCUAUCGCAGAGCACCUCGUCAAGGAGCGCCUCGCCGCAUGCGUGCAAAUCAUACCUGCAAUACAAAGUAUUUACGAAUGGAAGGGGACAAUAGAGGCGCGCACUGUCACUCCCCACAGGCAUUGCCUCCAGCACUCUCAAGUUAAGAGUUCCGAGGUGCUGAUCAUCAUGAAGACGCAGCGAGCGCACACCCAAGCAGUGGUGCAAGCAAUAAAAGCGAAACACUCGUAUGAUGUCCCGGAGGUGGUGUUCACUGAUGUCGUGGAUGGCAACGCAGAUUACCUCAAGUGGGCUCGAGAUGCUACCCAACGAAGCGUAGCAUAG